This is a messenger RNA of Eruca vesicaria subsp. sativa (arugula), 1226 nucleotides long. NCBI's taxonomy places the organism in Eukaryota, Viridiplantae, Streptophyta, Magnoliopsida, Brassicales, Brassicaceae. The record is from the annotation of a GenBank genome assembly.
AUUAGACCUAACUUACUGUACACUAGCACACACAUGAUCAUCACUCGGUGGACUAUAAACAUAGUCUCUCUGUCGUCGUCGCAACAAUUCUCGAUCGAAAAAUAAAAUAUCUAUUUGCGACUUUGCGUCGUCAUCGUUGUUGUUCCGUCCUUCUAGGGUUUACUCAAAAGUUUUUUCCUGCUUCCAGUAAAUCAUGAGUCACCAUCCAGAAGUGAAAUGGGCAGAGAGAGAGGAUAAGGUUUACUUAACAGUGCUAUUACCUGAUGCUAAGGAUGCAAAUGUUAAGCUUGAUCCGGAAGGUGUUUUUGAUUUCUCUGCGAAAGCUGGACCAGAGAACCAGCUUUAUGAGCUUAAGCUUGAGCUUAAUGAUAAGGUCAAUGUAGAGGAAAGCAAAAUAAACAUUGGAUUAAGGAGCAUAUUCUGUAUUGUGGAGAAAGCAGAGCCGAAAUGGUGGGGUAAGCUAUUGGGUGGAGGAGGGAAACCUCCUCACUAUGUUAAAGUUGAUUGGGACAAGUGGGUUGAUGAGGAUGAUGAUCCCGCCACUGGUCCUGGAGAUAUGACGGAUAUGGGGGGAAUGGGUGGCAUGGGAGGAAUGGAUUUCUCGAACUUUGGUGGCAUGGGAGGUAUGGGUGGAAUGGGAGGUAUGGGAGGUCUCGAGGGGCUUGGUGGUAUGGGUGGAAUGGCCGGGCUUGAAGGGCUCGGUGGAAUGGGAGGCCUUGGUGGAAUGGGUGGUAUGAGCGGUCUUGGUGGAAUGAGUGGUAUGGAAGAAUUUGAAGAUAGUGAUGAUGAAGGAGAAGAAGUAAAAUCUGGAGAGAAAAAGGAGGAAGCUCAAGCUCAGGCUCCUGCUCCUGCAACAGAGGAGGCUAAAGCAGAAGAGCAAACAACUGUUAAGAGUGACAAAUGAAGACACUGUCCUUAAAACCUUAUGGUAUGGCUAACCAAGAGUUGUUAUGCGUUUAUGAAAACCGCUGAUUGGUUUGCUCUUUUAAAUCCUUUUCCCUCCACUUUUUACUUGUUGGAUUGUUGAACUCCCUGAUUCGGGUCUUAUAUGGUUUGCUCUGUUUUUAUAUUAUUGUUGUUGUUCUUGAACUUGCAAUAUUUUUGUUGCGCCGAUUGAGUGGACUUAAAGAGUUUGUGAGAAGCUCUAUAAUAUUGUCUAUAUCCAUAACUACUAGGUAGUCAGUCUAUAGAGUAUAGACUACUCUCUAAAUUCUAACCAAAAUUCC